UUUGCCGUUGGCACAAAGACGAAAUUGAAUCUGUGCUGCUUCGUCAUUGUUCGUCCAAGGCCCCGAGUCCGCUGAGGUGAACUCGAACUGUUUGACAACAACGACCAGAGCUUCCUUUCAGUUUCCGUGUAACUACCUUCGUCUGUGAGCUAUCACCCCGCCAUCACUUGAGGCAAACUUCAUCCAACUUGGACCCCUCCGCCGUUGCAGUCGAAUUUUAUUCCAACGAGGAUUUACAUUCAUUGGACUUGGCAUUGGGGAGUUCAGUAUAAAUGAUAUAACGGCGUGGUUGUCUUGCCGUACGUGACUCUGAAGAGAACCCGUGUUUUCUCUCCAUGAGCCGGAAGGACCUCCUACGAUUUCUAUCGAAGCCUGCAAAACCCAGAUAACACCAGCUCCACGCGUGUAGACCCUCCGCAUCUUCCGUUUUCUUGUUUACCUGAAAUUUUUUUAUACCAGACGCAGAUAUCCUCGUCUGUUAGACCCGAUACUUUCACCAGUAUCGGUAUCUGUCAGUUCGAGGGUACCCCGAGACUGGCCACAAUUCCCGGUUUAAGGGCAUUCUUCCUCCCCCUCUCCGCCAGACCUCCCUAGCACCCUUUUGGAGGUUCACAUUACAUAUUCACUGUUUUGCUGUCUUUUCAGCACAAUCAUAUCGGACUUUGGGCCGUCUCUUCUCAGACGAACACCGCACCGUUCGUCUGGGUGGAAGAUAGUGCUUCAUAGCAUCGCUCACCUGAACACCCCUGUAUCCUGAAGCUCUCUACGGCUUUUUGCUUUUUUGUUUGUACUCUGGAUCAUUUAGUUAUAUUUACGAUCCAUCUUCGGAUAUGGUCAGCGUUCAAAUCCCAAACAAUUACUCCACUUCGCCAUCCUCAUUCGUGGGGACGCCGUCGUUGACGAUUAAUCAUGGCGCGACCAUAGAUCUUGAUUCGAGCAACGCCUUUGAAGGCCCCGAAAAGCUUCUCGAAGUAUGGUUCAGCCCGUCUGCCCACGAUCUCGCUGGGACAGCCGUUCCCACCGGACUUAAAGCUGUCUCGCCGGAGAUCUGGAAGGGCAUGCUUGAUUUGGUCAACUGUCAAGUUCUGUCAAUCGUCGAAUCCGAUGAUGUCGAUGCCUACCUGUUGUCCGAAUCAAGCAUGUUUGUCUUCCCUCACAAACUGAUUCUCAAAACGUGUGGCACAACAACACUUCUCCUGGGCCUGCCUCGAAUCUUGGAAAUCGCAGCCUUGCAUGCAGGCUUUCCGAAAAACAGCCCGCCUUGCUAUGGCGGCAUCUCAAGCGCUGCAGCUCCGUAUCGGGUAUUUUACAGUCGCAAAAAUUUCCUAUUCCCGGACCGCCAGCGUGGUCCUCACCGCAGCUGGCGCGAUGAGGUCAAAACGUUGGAUAAGCUCUUCUUAGGAGGAAGUGCCUAUAUGAUCGGUAAAAUGAAUGGUGAACACUGGUAUCUUUACCUGACUGAACCGUUUACGUCGUUAACGCCACCUACGACGCCGAAUCACGAGACUUCCAUCAAGACAUUGACUUUACCCGAGGCAAUGAAUGGCAUGCAGCCAGAGAACGGGCGAUGCGAUGAAAGUGACGAGACUCUUGAGAUAUUGAUGACUGAUCUGGACGAGAAGAAUGCAAAGCAAUUCUAUCUCGACCAUGCGAGUGCGGUCGCAGAAGAUCGUCAUCGAUCUCUCCACCAGAACAACGAUCAUCAUUUGGAUGUAUUCAGCAACAAUUCUUCUGACAACAGUGAUAUCGAGUCGGAUGCUGGACAAUCGCUGCCACCCGAGUUAACAAGCGAAGGUCAUGCUUUAGGUACCGUGGUUUCUGACUCCUGCGGGCUCUCAGAUGUCUAUCCUGUGAACAAGUACCCGGAUGCCCGUGUCGAUGCCUACCUGUUCACUCCAUGUGGGUUUUCUGCCAACGGGGUUGUUCCGUCCCCUGACAAUAAGUCUGGCACCCAUUAUUUUACGGUCCAUGUGACUCCUGAGCCUCAUUGCUCAUACGCAUCGUUUGAAACCAACGUUCCGCAUGCUCAGUCUGGCCGUGAAACUGCCGAUAUUGUCAAACACGUCGUGGAGAUCUUCAAGCCUGGACGCUUCAGCGUUACUUUGUUCGAAGCAAAGCCUCCCCAUGCUGAUGCACCCAGCGUCUAUGAUUCUAAGGCCUUGCAACGCCAUGCCGUUUUACGCAACGCAAAGAUGGAGCAUAUCCCCGGAUAUCGACGUGUUGACCGUAUUGUCCACGACCUGGACGGAUAUGACCUCGUGUUCCGCUACUACGAACGUAAUGAUUGGAGAGGAGGAGCCCCAAGAAUUGGUGAAACUGGAUUCUAAAUUGAUAUUUGUUGCUAUCAAGAAUGACACAUGCUCUUUCACUGCGUUUAUGAUCUGAUUUCGGUAUUUACUUUCUCUAUUUCGGGAUUAAUGAACAUUGGUCAACCCGCCGCUGCGUUUGAUGGCUCUCUGGGCAUUUUGAGCGUAUCAACCCAAUCCCUUAGCGGUGAAGUCACUCUGUCUCUGAUUUUCACAUGUUUGUUUUUAUCUUCUUUUUUGGUGAUCCACCAUCUAGUUGAAAACUGCCGCUCCUUUUUCAAAUGGAAGUUAAAUUUCUAGCUUUUCAAA
Messenger RNA from Coccidioides immitis RS, 2615 nucleotides. Its product is annotated as S-adenosylmethionine decarboxylase proenzyme. Gene Ontology annotation, biological process: spermine biosynthetic process; spermidine biosynthetic process. Gene Ontology annotation, molecular function: adenosylmethionine decarboxylase activity. The transcript has 4 exons. Lineage: Eukaryota; Fungi; Ascomycota; Eurotiomycetes; Onygenales; Onygenaceae. The coding region runs from base 831 to 2327 and encodes 498 amino acids. Gene Ontology annotation, cellular component: cytosol. The record is from RefSeq and is a predicted model, not a curated record.